Phragmites australis (common reed) is the source of this 5545-nucleotide messenger RNA. RefSeq names its product SAC3 family protein B. The coding region runs from base 150 to 5381 and encodes 1743 amino acids. The record is from RefSeq and is a predicted model, not a curated record. Gene Ontology annotation, cellular component: cytoplasm; nucleus; transcription export complex 2. The transcript is spliced from 16 exons. Gene Ontology annotation, biological process: mRNA export from nucleus. NCBI's taxonomy places the organism in Eukaryota, Viridiplantae, Streptophyta, Magnoliopsida, Poales, Poaceae.
GCCCCGCCGAGCCGCCUAACCCAGCUUCGAGCCUCUCCGGCCUCCUCCUCUCCUCCGAUCUCUCGUUCAAACUCGAAACCCUCCUCUCCGUCGCGCCGGCGACGAGCGCCACCGGCUAGGGUUUGGUGCUCGGCGAGCCGGCAGCGCCAAUGGACGCAUCCGGCUUUGGCCGCCAAGCCGGGCCCUCCACCCGCGGCCCGGGCUCCGCCUUCCCCGCCUUCGGUGCCGGCGCCGCCGCCACGUCCGCCCCAUCUCCCGCCACCUCGGCCUUCCCCUCCGCUCGCCCGGCCACACCUCUUGGCGCCGCUACCCCGCCCUUCCCCUCCGCUCGCCCGGUCAUCCCUCUCGGCGCCGCCGCCCCUCUCUUCCCGAGCCCUCGCCCUCGCCCCCAGCUCACCCCCGCGGCUUCCACCUAUCGUCCCGCUAUCACUCCGCAGUCUCCGCCUAUGCCCAUACCCUUACCCUCGACACGCCCGGCGGCUGCUCCUGGCGCCGCCGCUUCCGCGCGCUUCCCAAGCUCUCGUUCCGCACUCGACCCAGGCGCCGCCGCGGCCACUGGUCGCCACGUCGCUCGACAUCUUCAGCCCCAACCGAGGUCAGCUGCGCCAUCAGUAAGCAGGCCCGUGGAUCCUUUUAUUUCCUCAAGGAGCAGGUCCCAAUCGCCUCUGUCAAAUCCGCGUGCUAGUUCUCCUUCAGAUCAGGAUAUUGGUAUGGGACAAAGAAGGUUGGUGAAUUAUGCAGAUCCAUUGUUAGAAAACGGAAGUUUACAAUCUUCAGAGCAAAUGAGGAUGCGACCUUCAGAGUUUGGAAACAGAGCAAGAUCACCACCAUCAAACAUUGCCAGCCAGUUUAUACCUCCAUCAACCUAUCAAUAUCAUCAUCCAGUGCAGAUUGCUGAUCCUCGUGAUCAUGUGUACAAAUUCUCUGGUCCAUUGCAAAGUCAACCGUUGGAUCAUAAUAUUUCAAAAAGGUCUAGGUCACCUACUUUGUCCUAUCAAGAUGUUGAUGGUGCUGAAGCUCAUCAUGAUGCUGGUGCAAAUGCUAGGAGACUGGUAGAUUAUACGGAUACCUUCGUUGGUGAUGUAAAUGUUGAAACUUCAAAACGGAUGAGAUCGCCUUCAUCAGAAUUCACACGCAUGAUCAAAUCACCACCUUCAGAUAUCAGAGAAAAUGUUAGGUCAUCACCUGCAGAGUUUAGCAGCAGCAAUGCAGUCCAGAAUCUCCGUGCACAUGCCGAUGUCCAUAAGUAUAAUGCAUCUGUUCCCAAGUUUGGGAAUCAAAUACAAUCUUACAUUGGUGAUGCACGUUCACCACCACAUCAUAUGUCUUGUCUCUCGGACUCUUAUUCCAACGAACGUAACACGCCUGCUGUUUCUCAGCCAAAGCCUUCUAUACUUAGUGCUACCAAAAGAAUUGGGACCCCUCCUUUGGAUGCCAGUGAUGAUGAUCAUGCUAUUCCUUCAACUGAACUUGAGAGAGAGAAAGAGGCAAAAGCCAAGCGGUUGGCUCGUUUUCAUGUUGAAUUGAGCAGGCCAGUGGAAAAUACUAAUGAUUUUGUAAAAACAAUUAAGGGCUCUGCGGACAAACCCAAACAAGCCACAUCAGUGGGAAAGGUUCCAAUGAUAUCAAAUGAUGAUAACAAUGAAAGAACUCUGGCUGACAUAAACUCACCAGGGUUAGCAGCAAUUGUUGGGCUUUGUCCUGAUAUGUGCCCAGAGCCUGAAAGGGCAGAGCGUGAGAGAAAAGGAGAUCUCGAUAGGUAUGAGAGACUAGGUGGAGACAGAAAUCAAACUACUGAGCUUCUCGCUGUUAAAAAGUAUAAUAGGACUGCUGAGAGAGACGCAGACUUGAUAAGGCCUCUGCCAGUUCUGCAGAAUACAAUGGAAUACCUUCUUAGUUUGCUGGAUCACACCUAUGAUGACAAUUUCUUGGGCUUAUACAACUUCUUGUGGGACAGGAUGCGAGCGAUAAGAAUGGAUCUUAGAAUGCAACAUUUCUUCAAUCGAGAAGCUAUUUCUAUGCUUGAGCAAAUGAUAAGGCUCCACAUUAUAGCAAUGCACGAGUUAUGUGAGUACAACAAGGGAGAAGGUUUUUCAGAGGGAUUUGAUGCACACCUCAACAUUGAGCAGAUGAAUAAAACAUCAGUUGAACUAUUUCAAAUGUAUGAUGACCAUAGGAGAAAGGGUGUUUUCUUCUCAACAGAAAAGGAGUUUCGGGGUUAUUAUGCACUGCUUAAGUUAGACAAGCAUCCUGGUUACAAGGUUGAACCUGCUGAAUUAUCUCUAGACCUUGCUAAGAUGUCUCGUGAAAUUAGAGGCAGCCCGGAAAUCUUGUUUGCAAGAGAAGUUGCAAGAGCUUGCAGAACGGGGAACUUUAUUGCGUUCUUUCGUCUUGCAAGGAAAGCAACUUAUUUGCAGGCUUGUUUGAUGCAUGCUCACUUUGCAAAGCUGAGAAGGCAAGCACUGGCUUCCUUGCACAGUGGUCUCCAGAAUGGCCAGGGUAUCCCUAUUUCACAUGCCGUGGAGUGGCUUGCAAUGGAGGAUGAGGACAUUGAAAGUCUCUUAGAAUACUAUGGUUUUGGAUUGAGGCAGUAUGAAGAGCUGUACCUAGUAAAAGAAGGAGCGCUCCUUAACAGCGAAAGUGAUUUCCCAUCUGGCUGUUCUCAACUUGUGCAUUUGAAGAAAUCACAAAGAGUCGUCGAUGAUGUUUCUUCCGGUCCAGUCUGUGCUCCUAUUGGGAAAAAAGAGACCACCGUUCCAUAUUCUGGUCGGCUCGCUACUGGCAAAAGAGAGCUGUUUCCACCACAGUAUGCUCUUGCGAUUCCUGCUGAUGGCAGAAGGGAAUUUGAUUUGUCAUUUUCUGGGUCUGUUUCACCCACUUCUGGCAGACAGAUUACCUCUCCGAAAGCUGCGAAUAAACAAUUCAGUUCAACGUAUUCAAGUUCUCUUUCCCCAAUGGCUGGUAGAAAAGACAGUCAUUCAUUCUUUCCUACUGCUGUUUCUUCACAUACUAGUAAGCUGGAGAUAUUCUUGAAAACACCAAAAGUGGCUUCGCCAAAAGCUGAAAGCAGGAUCAAAUUGGCUGAUGAUCUUAUAACUGAAGACCAAGAUUGUGGUCUUGCAGGGUUCCCCAAAAAAGUGGAGUUGCAAAUAGCAGACAUACCAUGGUCACAAGCUAACACAGAACACACUAAAGCUUUGGAAGAGCCAAUUGUUUCACAUCCUCUUGCAGAUAGCAUAUCUAUAGAUUACUCCAAUAUGCAUGGAAUGGAAGAUGAGUUCGGGGCACAUGGUUCUGGCAUUGGUACAGAUAUGGAUGAGGGAACUCCACCAUACCGUGAAGUGCUGUUCAUCGAUCCUGGAUCACCUAUUGGCUCCCCUUUGUCCGGUCAUGAGGACUAUGUGGGUCAUAUUAAUAGUAACGGCCCAGCAGAUGACCCUUUACCAACUGUUAUGUCUCCCAAGAAAAAAAUUCGCAAUGAAAGGCUGAAGACAAUACUGAGGAAAUGGAGGCAGCGUGCUGCAGACAAGAGAUAUCUUAGGGAGCAGAAAAACGCUCUUGCUAUUGCAGCGUUGAAUUCUCUGUCACUUGGCCCACCAGUUCACAAUACUACAGUAGUACCUAAGCUUGCAGUCCACGAGCUAGACAUUGCCCAUGCCUUUAAAGAAAGACAGGCAAGACAACAAAGAUCUUGGUCACAACUAAAUGUUUCUGAGUUGUCUGGUCCCAUUUUACUUGAAAGGAACCCUGAUGCUAGAUGCCUCUGUUGGAAGUUGCUUGUACUUGUCCCACAACGUGCCAUGGAAUCCCAGACCAACAAUUUGGCCUCAAAAUGGUUACUUAGAAAGAUCAUGGGUUCUGGAAAUGAAGAUGGUGGAUUGAUUCUUUCUUCUGCAGGACUAUCAAUUUGGACAGAGUGGAUCAGUUUCCCAAACACAUGUUGUCUAUCUGUUGUUAGGGCCAGUGAUCAGCAAGUCAUCGGUAACGAUAUUGCCGACAGUACAAGCUGUAUAUUAUUUUUAGUGUCUGAAAACAUUUCAUGGGAAAUACAGAAGGCACGAUUUAGCAGUCUGUUAGCCUCCAUACCGGCUCAAUCCAAUCUUCCUCUUCUGAUUUUGAGUGGCGAUACAUAUAAUGAAGGAUAUGAUUGUGCGUCACAGUAUAUCAUUGACAGGCUUGGCCUCAGUGGUCUUUCUGGAGGAAAGAUUGCUUCAUUAUUGAUAGUUUUUCUUGUUGGAAAGUACACAGAAGAUUAUGCAAAUGGUUUCUUUGAUGAUGACAAGUUGCGUGAGGGCCUGAAGUGGCUGACAAGCAAUUUGCCUCCACAGCCUGAUAUCACUCUUGUAAAGACCCAUGAGUUGCUUCUGAAUUACUUGAACCCACAACUUGAGCAGCUUAACAGCCAUGCCACCCCUGGAGUUGGCCCUGGGGAUUGCAUUUCAGUAUUCAACAAUGCUGUUAACCAGCUCGCUGGAGAGAUUUCGGCUGCAGCUUACGCAAACCCUAACCAAUGGCCAGCUCUUGAUAUUGAUCUUUUGGAUAGUUUAAGCAAUGAGAAGAUAUUCGCAGAAAUGUUCUUACCUAGCAUUGGGUGGUCAUUGCCAUCAAGAAUCCAGCCACUGCUUGCAGCCAUGAACAGUUGCAAGCUUCCGGAGUUCAGUUAUGAUUUGUCUUGGCUAAACCAAGGUUCUUACAUGGGCAAGCAGAUCCAAGAUCAGAAGUUGUUCCUUGAGGAGUGCUUGGCGAGAUAUCUGACCGUAUCGGCUGGGUUGUUAAAUGAAACCCAGGUGAUCACUGAAGUGAAGAUCAUGGUGCAGAAAUGUGUUGGCCUUGAGCUCCGUGACUCGUAUUACUACCUUGUGCCCAGAUGGAUAUCUAUUUUCCGGCGUAUCUACAACUGGAGGCUAGCAAAGCUUUCUACUGGAGAGUUCUCGGAAGCUUAUGUUCUGAGCCAGCACCUCUAUCAGGCUCCUGCAGCUGACUCUAAUGGUGCAACACAACACGGGGUUACUGGCAACGGCUACACUAUCGACGAGGCGUCCAUUUUGGAGGAUCACAGCAGUAUGCCUGCUGUGUCGACCAGCCUCCCACUCGACGAAAUCAUCGAGAUCAGUUGCGAUCUCGAUGCUGUCAACGCCCCACCGGUAAAAUCUUUGCCGCCACGACUGCCUGCCCAGGUUAGUGAAGGGCCUCAGCCACCUGCUGAUGUCAACGGCGAGGUAAACGGGGUGCAUGCAGUUAAUGAUGAAAUGUACAUACCGAGAAGAGUAGACUUGAGGGAGCUGGUGCCACUUGAGAGGGAUGACAAGCUUGCUCGGCUAGUGGAACAGUGCACCAAGCUGCAGGACAGGAUCGACGAGACGCUUUCCAUCUACUUUUGAGCCCGUGGAAGGCUGGAAGUGUUAGUUACACUACACCAUCCUCCCACACUUGUUGUAAGUUGUAACAUUAGAUUUUGUGAAAAAUCUAUUCUUGCCAGGUCAUUGCAUAUUUGGCAUGAAUGAAAUGGUGUUACAGUAUAGCUGUCUAGAAGGGGUUUUUUUUU